CCGGCCUAGGAUUGUGCCACCUGGCCACCGACCUUCUGUGCAUGGCCUCUGAUCCCUCCUGGACGUCGGUGCUUCGGGUGUCUUCCUCAGAUUCUAGUAUCUUAGGCCGGGCGGCCCGGGGGUGGCCAGGCGGCCUGGUCCCGGGGCCUCUCAGUCCUCCGUUUCACCGACGUUGCACAUCAACGCUCCACAUUGCCUCUGUACUGGGAGUCUUCCUCAUUUGAUUCUCUUGGCACUGGCAGGUGGGCUUUUGGGUUGAUCCUUGUGCCUUCCGAGUCCACCGACAGGAUAUGAAAUGUUUGCCUUGUUCUGGAAUCUUAUGAACAUGUCACAUUGCUCCAGUGAAAUUAUUGGACCCAUGUAUGUGGAGGUGUCAGGUCGGUCGACACUGAAUGUGGCGAGCGGUUGGGAUUUUCUCUGAUUUCGACCAUCUUUGGACAUUGGAUUCCUGCAAACACAACUCAUCCAAAACUUGUGGAACUUGUUAGAAUCAAAUAAAAUAUGCAUGGAACAUAGUGCAAAACUCAAUUUAUUCCCGAGAAGUUGACGGUCAAAACGUGAGAUAAUGGCUGUCAACAAUGGCAUAUCUGGUUUGCUUAGAGACCUGGCUGCUGGUUUAGAUGAUAGAGGGGAUUUUGAUGAUGACAGUUCUAUCCUAGAACCUUGUGCUGAAGUACUUGCCAUACAUAAGUUGGUAGCAGAGAAUAGCAAAGAGUUGUACCCUAACUGUAAGAAAUAUACACAGCUGCGUUUUCUUGUUAGAUUGCUUCACCUCAAACUCCUUGGAGGAUGGACUGAUAGAUCUUUUAACCUGCUACUAGAUCUACUUAAUGAUGCUCUCCAUGAGGGUUAAGCACUACCUAGAAAUUUUCAUGAAGCUAAGAAAUUAGUGAAAUCCAUAGGGAUUGGGUACCAAAGUAUUCAUGCAUGUGACAAUGAUUGCAUGCUCUAUUGGAAGAAUGAUGCAAAAUUAGAUUCGUGCCCAAAAUGCAAGGCUUCACGGUAAAUCAAUACGAAAGAGUCUUGAUGGAAAACACACAUAUAAGAUUCCUAGGAAGGUUCUCCGCUACUUUCCAAUUAAGAAAUGUCUCCAAAGGUUAUUUCUAUCCUCUAAAAUAGCAAGUCUAACUAGAUGGCAUGAUGAAAGCCAAAAAGAAGAUGGUCUUCUAAGGCAUCCUGCAGAUUCACCACUAAGGAAGGACUUUGAUGAGAAACAUAAAGAGUUUGCUAAUGAUAGUCGGAAUAUCCAUUUAGCAUUCACCACUGAUGGUUUUAAUCCAUUUAGAACCAUGAAUAUUAGCUAUAGCGUGUGGCCUGGCAUUUGUAUUCCCUACAAUUUUCCACCUUCAAUGUGCAUGAAGCAAUCUAAUUUCAUCCUUUCUUUGUUGAUUCCUGGUAAAUAUGGUCCUAGUAGUGAUAUGGAUGUCUAUUAUCAACCACUUAUUUAUGAUUUGCUGGAUAUGUUUGAGAAUGGAGUUAGAACCUAUGAUGCUUCAAAGGGUGAGUACUUCCAGUUGCGGGCAGUAGUAUUAUGGACUAUUACUCAUUUCCCAGGUUUGGUAAAUGCAUCCGGGUUUGUCAUAGCUGGUAAAGCAGGAUGUCCUGAUUGUCACUACUAUACAUGUUCAAUUCAACUUGGUAAUGGUAGCAAGACUUGCUAUAUGGGUCAUCAUAGGUUCUUGCAUGAAAAGCACCCAUUUAGGUUUGAUGCUGAUAAGUUUGGUGAUACUGAGUUUAGGCCAGCACCUAUUCCACUUAUUGGAGAGGAAAUAUUGGAUUGCACUAAAGAUCUUAAUACAAUUUUCGGUAAGGAUCCAUUCAGAAAGAAACUAGCAAGCAAGAGACGCAAAGAAGGGGAUCCAGUAGUUGUUAUCAAAAGGAGAUCCAUUUGGUUCAUACUUCCCUAUUGGAAAGAUUUAAUGUUGCGUCAUAAUUUUGACUUCAUGCAUAUAGGGAAAAAUGUGAGUGAAAACUUUGUUAAUACAUUCUUGGGCACUGUUAGUAAAUCCAAAUAUAAUUUGAAUUCCCGGUUGGACAUUCAAGCCCUAGGGAUUAGAAGUGAUCUUCACCCUGUUGAAGUUGAAGAACAACUUUAUUUACCACCUGCACCAUACACAAUGAGUCCUGAUGAGAGGAAAUUAUUUUGUCAAGUGCUGAAAGGGGUGAAAUUUCCUGAUGGUUAUGCAUCUGACAUACGGCAUAAUGUACAUGUUAAUGAGAGAAAGAUAUUUGGGCUUAAUAGUCAUGAGAGCCACAUUAUUCUACAACACUUGUUGCCACUUGCUGUAAGAAAAAUUUUGCCUGAAAUUGUUAGUGCUGGUGUGAUUCGUAUAAGCAACUUUUUCAAGAAACUUAGCUCACUUGUCAUUCGAAUAAGUGAUAUGGAAAGCCUCCAAGCUGAUAUAGCUGAAACCUUGAGCCUUCUUGAGACUAUAUUUCUACCAUCUUUUUUUUAUAUCAUGGUACACUUGAUGGUACAUCUUCCUUCCCAAGCAAGAAUAGCAGGUCCAGUCCAUUUUCGCAGCAUGUGGCCUGUAGAGAGGUAUCUAAUUAGAUUGAAGGGUUCUGUCCAUACAAAAAGUCACCCUGAGGGAUCAAUUAUGGACAAACAUGCACAAUAUCUAUCCUCUAUUGGCCUUAUCGCAUUCAUCAUGAAUCCUUUCAUGAGUGGUUUAGGUUGCAUGAAAAAAAUGGCAAGAACAAGAGGAAGCAAUGAGGGUGCACUUGCUUAUGAGCAGCAGCGGCUUGCAAAGAUUGCAAGCAAUAAAAGGGUGCUGGAUUCUCAAGUCAACCCUAAAGAAGCAGUACUUUGAUAAAAACAUUACAAAUGCACAAUCGAAGGCAAUGCAUGCUGGUAGAGUUAAUGAUGAUGAUUGGAAAUUUCUCUCAAGCUAUUGGAGGUCACCUGAUUGUGGGGGGUGCUCAAUUAGGGCGUCCUUCUAGAAGGAAUGAAGUCUUUAUUAAAACACAUACAAUAAAGGAUGGAGUUCCAGCAAGGAAUGCAGAACCAAUUAUUA
Molecule: messenger RNA, 3017 nt
Organism: Panicum virgatum (switchgrass)
Lineage: Eukaryota; Viridiplantae; Streptophyta; Magnoliopsida; Poales; Poaceae
Exons: 5
Coding region: 1290-2813 (507 amino acids)
Source: RefSeq, a predicted model, not a curated record